Molecule: messenger RNA, 1519 nt
Organism: Wyeomyia smithii (pitcher-plant mosquito)
Lineage: Eukaryota; Metazoa; Arthropoda; Insecta; Diptera; Culicidae
Gene: Hacd1
Product: very-long-chain (3R)-3-hydroxyacyl-CoA dehydratase 2
Exons: 3
Coding region: 185-883 (232 amino acids)
Biological process (GO): sphingolipid biosynthetic process; fatty acid elongation; very long-chain fatty acid biosynthetic process
Cellular component (GO): endoplasmic reticulum membrane
Molecular function (GO): 3-hydroxyacyl-CoA dehydratase activity
Source: RefSeq, a predicted model, not a curated record
CGAAUGAACCUGCUGAAGUUACUUCGCCGUGUCAACACACGAGUCCAGUAAUCAAUCGCGCACAGGUAGGCAAAGAGCAGCAAUUUUUGUGCUUUGCUUUGCCACUUUCCCCUGUUUGGUGUUCAGUUCCAGUUUUUUGUUUCUCAGUAAGGUCAAAAGUGCGAUUAUAUAACAAACUCACAGAAUGGCUCCCAAAGAACCCUCCCCGCUGGUGAAGUUAUACCUAAUUGCGUAUAAUGGAUUGAUGGUUGUCGGUUGGUCUUACAUGCUUUACCAGCUGGUGGCUUAUUACACAUUCGACAAAGGCAACGGAAAGCCCUUGUGGGAUUACUUGGGAACAACCGUGAUUAUCUUCCAAAAUGCAGCCGUCCUUGAGAUUGUACACGCAGCAACACGGAUCGUGCCAAGCAAUCCGGUUAUCACCACCUUCCAAGUGCUCUCUCGUGUAAUGGUCGUCUGUGGGGUCGUAAUGGCCACUCCCACGGGAAAGUCAUCUCCUGGUCUUCCGCUAGCUCUACUAGCAUGGGCCGUAACCGAAAUCAUCCGCUACGGUUACUACGCGCUCAACCUGGUUAACGCCGUCCCGCACAUUCUGAUCUUCCUCCGGUACACCACCUUCAUUGCUCUCUAUCCGAUCGGAGUGACCGGUGAACUGCUGUGCUUCUUCUGGGCCCAGAGUUACGUGCGGGAAUCGAAACAGUGGAGCAUCGAAAUGCCCAACGUGUACAACUUCACGUUCUCCUACUUCUACUUCCUAUGGUUGAUAAUGCUGCUGUACAUUCCACUGUUCCCCCAGAUGUACCUGCAUAUGUUCGCCCAGCGGCGGAAAAUCCUCGGAGGUGGCAGCCAGUCCGCGGCCACCGGCAAACAAAAGGUUAAAUAAGCAGAAUAUGGGUUAGGGGGGUCCCUUUAUAUACUCGGUUCAGGGCAACGAUAGACUGUUACAUGUUUCCAUUUCGAAGCUAGUAAAACUUACGGAUAGGGUUGUUUUUCUGUUUACCACUCUGCUGUUAAAAAGUUCCACGCAUGCACAUUUGGCUGCAACCAUACCAGGUGAAGGAAUUUGAAAUUCAAUAAAAUCGCACACUUAAUACUAAGAAAAGGGUUGUUUUAGUUAAUCACGCUUACCGCACGCAUAACGUUUUAACCAAUUUUGUGGCCGAUUAAUGGCCUAGCUUUUGUUAUUUCCCAAUCCUCCUGUACCAUUAAUUUCCUGACUGUGAGGUAUUAAAAUAAACUUGUACAGUUUCCGGGUAUUAUUGGAAUGGUAUCUUAUUUUGGAUUUUCUGAUUAAGUCUGAUUAGGUAAUCUUUUUUUUCUAUCAUGAUGCAUUUUUUCGUGUUACGAUACACUACAGUGCAAAUGGUAAUGACUCAUUUAAAAAUAAAGCCCAAAAGCUGUAAAUUAUAGCUUUAAAAAAAUAUAUGGAUAAACGGCCUGAUACAAGAUUAUUUUUCACAAUCAUACUUUUACUUUUAAGUUUAAAUGUAAUAUGGACCUUCCUUUUUUCAGACAUCGG